Molecule: messenger RNA, 532 nt
Organism: Hyalella azteca
Lineage: Eukaryota; Metazoa; Arthropoda; Malacostraca; Amphipoda; Hyalellidae
Exons: 2
Coding region: 98-532 (144 amino acids)
Source: RefSeq, a predicted model, not a curated record
AAUUUAAAUUAAACAGGACUGAACUUUCAUUUAUUUACGCUGUAAUUACACAUUAGGAUCAGGACUUAGGCAAUACGAUAGAAAAUCUGUGCUUAUUAUGUUAACCGACAAGAAUCAAGAGCUAGAGUCUGAGGCUGUUCUUACUGAGGAGUGUAGACGCCACAGCAGCGCCUCAAUUGAAGAUCCCACUAAAGAGGUUGAAUUUCGCUACAUCGUAGAAGAACGAGAUGACUUGGCUCGCAAGUAUACAUACGAAAAGUCCAAGGGAGGAAAGUGGGUAUUGUUUUUCAAAACUGAAGAUCUCUUUUCUAUGUGGAAGAAAGCCUGUCUUCUCUACAGAUCAGGGACACUUCAAGGAGUCACUUCAGUGGUAUCAUCGACAGCAAAAGCCAACCCUAGCAGAACCUCGCGCCAUGAACUCAAGGUGAUAAGUUUCCAGUGUGGGCCUUACGACGACCGGGAUUUGAUGUUACGUUACGGCAUGAACAUUGUCGAGCUCUUAAGGUACACUAAUAUUACAGGACAUAUAUGA